Glycine soja is the source of this 3679-nucleotide messenger RNA. Its product is annotated as serine/threonine-protein kinase CTR1-like. Gene Ontology annotation, biological process: protein phosphorylation. The coding region runs from base 601 to 3384 and encodes 927 amino acids. Gene Ontology annotation, molecular function: ATP binding; protein kinase activity. The transcript is spliced from 15 exons. The record is from RefSeq and is a predicted model, not a curated record. Lineage: Eukaryota; Viridiplantae; Streptophyta; Magnoliopsida; Fabales; Fabaceae.
CACUCCCCAUUCCCUACAACUACAACUUAUCUUUGUUGCUGCUUAAAACCACAACUAACGUCACAACCAUAGCUCACAUUUGUCUCUUCUUCAAUCUCCCACUCCCACGUCUUUCUCUCAGGCAAGGUUUUAAAAAACUGCAAGAUUGUUUAAUUGUUUGCGACUGCAUGCAUUAAUAAUAUUUGUGCGUGCAAUCCAUAUUUAAAACCUUGCUCUCAUCAUAUUACUACGCUUCCUCUUCAAUUUCACAACAACAAAUUCAUACAAACCACUGCGCACGCUGUUGGGGAAAUCGUGCAUUGAAUCCACGACUUUCAAGUGCUCGAUCGCAGUUUCAUCAUUUCCAACGUGGUUUUCAGAUUCGGAAAGAGUUCAGUGCAAUUUAAUAACUCUCCACACUACUAUAUCAUCCAUGGUUAACCGUGGAAUCGGUUGAAGAGCAUAUAGAGUUUUUGCGUUGAGGUGGAUCGGAAGGUUAAUUAGCUAGACGGAGAACGUAGGUAAACGGCGAAGACGGAAAGUAGGGUUAGUUUGUGAUUUGCACGUAAGUGCGUGCAAAUACGGUUAGGUGCGAGAAGCUCGUGACUCGUGAGAGCGAAAAUGCCUCACAGAACCACAUACAUUUUCCCGCGUCAGUUUCCGGAGCGAGGAGGGUUGGAUGAAUCUUCCAAACAGCUAUUAGAUCACGAGAAAAAAAAGAUCGUCAACUCAAUCAAACAUGACACGUUUACCGCCGAAAGCGACCCUCCCAAAAAGUCACCUCCAACCAAAGACAACGACGUUGUCGUUCUCUCCUCCGCCAAGCACUCCGCCGUCUCCUACCUCUUCGCUGCCGGCGACAAGUUCCGAACAAAGCACAAGCAAAUCGCCGCGUUCUCCGAUUGGCUGACCGACAAGAAAGCAAGCAGCCAGUGCAGCCCCCGCCACCACGACCGCGACCUACUUCUUCCGCCGGAAACCACCGUCAAGGAUGCCGCCGUUGACCAGAGCUUUGACCGUCAGGUUUCGCUUCCGCGGCUAUCGAGCGGGAGCAGCUAUGCGGGGAGCUUGUUUUCGGGGACGACGUUGGAUUGCAAUUUCUCCAGCGACAUUAAGGAGGAAACGUCGUCGUCUCGCACGCUCACUACUAUUCCCGCGCCGAGGCACAAGAAUGAGGAGGAGGAGGAGGAACAGAGCACCAAGAAGUUGGCGAAGAAGUCGAAAGAAAGCUACAUCUUGCAACUCACGUUAGCGAAGAGGCUCACUUGCUUGGCUACCCUCGUCACCGAACCUGUUCUCACUCCUGGAACCGAAACCUGGGAUGCCGAAUCCGUUUCUUAUCGCCUAUGGGUGAGUGGGUGUUUAUCGUAUACGGACAAGAUAUCUGAUGGGUUUUAUAACAUAUUGGGGAUGAAUCCGUAUCUGUGGGUGAUGUGCAAUGAUGUGGAGGAAGGUAGAAGAAUACCUACUUUGAUGGCGCUAAAAGCGGUUGAGCCCAGCGACACUUGUAUGGAGGUGGUGCUUGUUGAUAGACGCGAGGAUUCUCGCUUGAAGCUGCUUCAGGAUAAAGCGCAAGAGUUGUAUUGUGCUUCUGAGAACACGUUGCUGUUGGUGGAACAACUAGGGAAACUUGUUGCUAUUUAUAUGGGGGGUAUGUUCCCGGUUGAGCAAGGGGAUCUUCACAAGCGCUGGAAGUUGGUUAGUAAGAAGUUGAGAAAUUUUCACAAGUGUGUUGUGCUUCCCAUUGGCAGCCUGUCUAGUGGGCUUUGUAGGCAUCGGGCUGUUCUUUUUAAGAGAUUGGCAGAUUAUAUUGGGUUGCCCUGUCGCAUAGCUCGAGGUUGCAAGUACUGUGUUGCAGAUCAUAGAUCUUCUUGCCUAGUCAAAAUUAAAGAUGACAAGCAGCUCUCAAGGGAAUAUGUGGUUGACCUAGUUGGGGAACCAGGAAAUGUCCAUGGGCCAGACUCCUCAAUUAAUGGAGCAUAUGUUUCUUCAAUGCCUUCCCCGUUUCAAAUUUCUCAUUUAAAAGAAUCACAAUCACCCUAUAUGGAUGACACAGCAAGUUCUAUAAGUUCCAAUCACAGACCUGUUAAUCCUGAAAGUCUUCCAUAUUCAGGCUCUGAACAGAAUGAUCAACAACUUAAUGAAACUGAUUUGCUGAAAAGUCACAAGGGCUCCAUUUAUGCUUCAGUUGAUCAAAUCUGUGAAGGAACAGAACCAUCUCUAAUUCCUUUUGGUUUAGAAGGGAAUGAUGAGGAAUGUGCAGUUCUUAGUUCAGUUUUGCCUACCAUCCAUGAAGAUGUUUCAAAAUCUCUUCAUCCAGCCAUUGAAGCAUCAUUACAUGAAUAUCCAAGGCUUAGUGAAGAUGUAGUGCAAGAAACUUCCCACAACGAGAUAAUUGUAAAUGGAAGUUCUGUGGUGAAAAGUACUUUCCAGCAAUCUAUGCUUGGUUCAUCCUGCCAGUCAGAACUGAAACAGGUAGGCAUUAGAAUUGAAAACCAGGGUUGUUUACCUGCUGCUGGGAAUAUUCCAAGAUAUGUAAAUCUUGAACCGUCACUUGCAAUGGAUUGGCUUGAGAUAUCAUGGGAUGAUUUAAGAAUUAAAGAGCGUGUUGGUGCUGGCUCAUUUGGGACAGUGUACCGUGCUGAAUGGCAUGGAUCAGAUGUUGCAGUCAAGGUUUUAACAGUUCAGGAUUUCCAUGAUGAUCAGUUGAAGGAGUUUCUGAGAGAGGUUGCAAUAAUGAAACGAGUUCGUCAUCCAAAUGUGGUGCUCUUUAUGGGGUCUGUUACAAAACGCCCCCAUCUAUCAAUAGUGACAGAGUAUUUGCCUAGGGGUAGUUUAUACCGCCUGAUACACAGACCAGCAUCUGGUGAAAUUCUGGAUAAGAGGAGGAGAUUACGGAUGGCUUUGGAUGUGGCUAAAGGAAUCAAUUAUCUCCACUGUCUGAAACCUCCAAUUGUGCACUGGGAUCUCAAAUCCCCAAACUUGCUAGUGGAUAAAAAUUGGACUGCGAAGGUUUGUGAUUUUGGAUUGUCCAGGUUUAAGGCAAACACUUUCAUACCGUCCAAAUCUGUUGCUGGAACACCUGAGUGGAUGGCUCCAGAAUUUCUUCGCGGUGAACCCUCCAAUGAGAAAUCUGACGUAUUCAGUUUUGGAGUUAUCCUGUGGGAACUUGUGACCAUGCAACAACCAUGGAAUGGACUUAGCCCUGCCCAGGUGGUUGGAGCUGUUGCUUUCCAGAAUAGGAGGCUUGCUAUCCCUCCAAACAUCUCCCCGGCUUUGGCCUCCCUCAUGGAAUCUUGUUGGGCAGAUGACCCUAGUGAACGCCCAUCUUUUGGUAGCAUAGUGGACUCACUAAAGAAGCUGGUAAAAUCUCCAGCAGAGGUGAUAAAGAUGGCGGAUUCAUAGAGAUACGCCGCAGCCCAUUAUUGGGUUUUCUUGCGCCCGAAACUUGUCGGGCAUUUUAUGGAAACGAUAAUUAACAAUUAACAAGUGUAAUUUUUUUUUGUCGUACUUGUGUAUUAUUUGAGCAAAAAAUAUUUCUUUCCAAAUUUCUUAGGAUAUAUAUACCUUUAGUGCACAAAUUAGAGUGGGAAAAAAUUAUAAUUAUUAUUUGAGCUGUGGUCUCCCAAAAGGGGUCGAGACAUAACAAUUGUUAAAUAGGCUGUCAAAAAAAGCACUUUAACCCACUUUAUUUAGUGCA